Messenger RNA from Clarias gariepinus (North African catfish), 1469 nucleotides. RefSeq names its product lactate dehydrogenase Ba (gene ldhba). The record is from RefSeq and is a predicted model, not a curated record. The transcript is spliced from 8 exons. NCBI's taxonomy places the organism in Eukaryota, Metazoa, Chordata, Actinopteri, Siluriformes, Clariidae. Gene Ontology annotation, molecular function: L-lactate dehydrogenase (NAD+) activity. Gene Ontology annotation, biological process: carboxylic acid metabolic process. Bases 159 to 1163 code for a protein of 334 amino acids. Gene Ontology annotation, cellular component: cytoplasm.
GCCGUCGCUUCCUCCUCCUUUUCGCUCGCGGAAGCUGCCUAAAGUGAGCGCGCGCCCUUCACGCGCACAUCCUCUUCUGCCUGCCAUCGGACCGGAUCAGCUCAGACUCACGCGCCGCAGGAACUUGGAGACAUUCACACACUCUCGCACCUGAUAUCAUGGCCUCAGUUAUGGAGAAACUCAUCACCCCCGUGAGCAGCGGCCCUGCAGAGCCACCCACCAACAAGGUGACUGUGGUGGGAGUGGGGCAAGUGGGCAUGGCCUGUGCCAUCAGCAUCCUGGAGAGGGGCUUGUGUGAUGAGCUGGCGCUGGUCGAUGUGCUCGAGGACAAGCUGAAAGGAGAGAUGAUGGACCUGCAGCACGGCAGCCUCUUCCUUAAGACCCGCAAGAUCGUCGCCGAUAAGGACUACUCCGUCUCUGCGAACUCGCGCCUGGUGGUGGUGACGGCCGGCGUGCGUCAGCAGGAGGGCGAAAGCCGCCUCAACCUGGUGCAGAGGAACGUCAACAUCUUCAAGCACAUCAUCCCUCAGAUCGUCAAAUACAGUCCCAACUGCACCAUCCUCGUCGUCUCCAACCCGGUGGACAUCAUGACCUACGUGACCUGGAAGCUCAGCGGCCUCCCCAAGCACCGCGUCUUCGGCAGCGGCACCAACCUGGACACCGCCCGCUUCCGCUACAUGAUGGCCGAGAGGCUGGGCAUCCACGCCAGCAGCUUCAACGGCUACGUCCUGGGAGAGCACGGAGACUCCAGCGUGCCCGUGUGGAGCGGCGCCAACGUGGCCGGAGUGAACCUGCAGAAGCUCAACCCGGCCAUCGGGACGGAUCAGGACGGCGAGAAAUGGAAGGAGGUUCACAAGAUGGUGGUGGACAGCGCCUACGAGGUGAUUAGACUGAAGGGUUACACUAACUGGGCCAUCGGAAUGAGCGUGGCGGAUCUAACCGAAAGUCUGGUGAAGAACCUGAACAGAGUCCAUCCCAUCUCCACUAUGGUCAAGGGCAUGUACGGGAUCGGCGAUGAGGUGUAUCUGAGCCUGCCCUGCAUCCUGAACGCGAGCGGCGUGGGCAGCGUGGUCAACAUGACCCUGACCGACGGCGAGGUGGCGCAGCUGAAGAAGAGCGCCGAAACUCUGUGGAACAUCCAGAAAGACCUGAAGGACCUGUGAAAGUCAUCCUGUAGUGCCACACACACAUCAUACAUGUGCUUCUAACUCCUCCACUUAACACACACAUACACACACCUGGGACACGGAUCUAUUUUUACAUCACCGUCAUUAUUUUUAAAGAUCACACUCUCGGUUGCGUCUCUUCUUUUCUAAUAAGUGAAAUGUAAGAUCAAAUCUUUACAAAGUGUAGUAGGAGUGAAGGAGUUCGGUGUGUACGGAGUGGAGUAGAGGUAAUGAACUUCUCUAAAUAUGAAAAAAAAAAGUUAUGUUUGAAACAAAGAACAAAAUAAAUCAUUGCUAAGAACA